AAAUAAAUAAAAGUAUUUGGUUAGAGGCGAUACACCGCGAUAAGUAGGGUAUGAAUACAUUUCCCAUAAUUCAAUAGCACUGACGCAUGCACGAGACGUCCAGUGGAACCAUGACAUUCAGCGCAGUUGCAUGCUUGGAAUUUAGCUGCCGACUUUUGCAUACAGAGACCUCGUCGGUUUUUCGAGGCUGUGUCGGAAGGCGGCGGAAUGACUUUGAGCCGGAAAAGACAUCUUCACUCGAAGUUCGGUAGCUAACUUUUCGUUAACGGAAACAAAGGGAGGGUGCCGUUCACAACACAGCAACAACAGCCCUGGGUUGCCAAACAACAAGCAUCAUUCAGUGUCAGCCACCGGUAGCCGCUGGAGCUCACAGUCGCCUCGUCACUGCCUAUCUGCAGCCUGCAAAUUUCCGCUUCAGUUCAAGUUAGUUCCCCAGAUAACACGGGUCGUGGGCAGCUGGAGGCUAUUCCAGCUACCAUAGGGCAUGAGAUGGUGUACACCCUGGGGAGGUCGCCAGUCUGAAGCAAGGCUAACACAGAGAGAGAGAGAGAGAGAGAGAGAGAAUCAGUCACACUCACAUUAACACCUAUGUAUAAUUUAGAAUCACGAGUUAACCUUAUCUCACUAACUGCAUGUCUUUGGAUUGUGGGAGGGAGUUUUGCUGCAGUGUUUAAAGUAAUUGUUUUGUCAGAUUUUACAUUGCAUCCCUAAUGUAAGCAUGUUUUUCCCUCUAUGUUAAUGUUAUUAUUUCUGUCUGUUGCCUUCUUUUUCUUGUUCUUUUUUGUUUGUUUGUUUUUUUAAAGCAUUUUCAGCCAUGUCUGCUGAUCCCCUGCCUAAAAACCCAGUCUGCAUUGGUGAUUUGGUCUCACACAUCUUGCAACCCAAGCACCUUUCCAAACACCCCUGAGUGCCGAUGUCUGUGGCUACACUUCUUGGCUUCUGCUGUUACUCCAGACUUCUUUAUAUCCCCUCACGAUGAGCAGGAUGUGCAGCAGACUUUGACAGCUUUGACCUCUGUGUGAAUAAGGACAGCAGGAUUUGUUUCCUGCAGGAACUGCUACGUUGUCAAGCUGAUUGUUUAAAAAUUCAAAGAACUCAAGGCCUUCAGCCUCAGACCGGGCAUUCAUAGCCACCUUUCCCCUUCACCACAGUACCAUGCUGGCUGCACUACUGCGUAGGAACAUGUCUCAGAAGCUUAGUAUGCUACUCUUGGCAUUCGGCCUGGCAUGGGGACUUAUGCUGCUGAGGUACACUGUGCAGCAGCCUCGCCAUCAGAGCAGUGCAGAGUUACGUGAGAAGAUACUGGAGCUAAGCCGGCGAUAUGUCAAAGUGCUGACAGAAGAGAACCAGAAUGCACCAGGUGGGCCACAAGGAACCUCCAUGGCAGGAUAUGCUGACCUGAAGAGGACUAUAGCUGUGUUACUGGAUGACAUUCUGACACGGCUUGUAAAACUGGAGGGGAAAAUUGAACUGGUGGUCAAUUCCUCCUCUACAAACAGCUCCCACACAGCAGGGGGCCUGCUUGCAUCUGCUCCUGUAGCCCUGCAGAAACCUGUGAAGCAGCAGGAGAAACCUGGAAGUCACCCAGGGACAUCUCGCCUUCAUCCACACAUACCUAAUAGGGCCCGACCACAUUAAGAAGGCCAAAUAUUAUAUCUUUUUUUUUUUUGUUAAAUAAGCACACCAAGUUUUACAUCUUUUAUUGCUAAUGAAGCAACAUCAGAUAAAUAAAGAGCUGCAGGGAUUCUUAUGGAUGCCCAGAAGCUUAAGUUAUGGGAUGUGUCUCAGAAAUAUUCAUCCAACUCAGAAGAAAGAGGACCUCUUUAGUCUCUCAAUGCUGAUAUUUAUUUCAUUUUUUUGUACCAAUACUUCCAGUACAUCUUUUUCUUGUUUUGUAUUUCCAUUGCUGAAACUAUUAUGCCUAUUUUUUCAAAUGUAAAGUGACUGUUUAAGUAUAUGCCAAAAGCAGAUGCUUGAAACUGUUCCUGAAUUCUAAAUGCUUAAUCAUAAAACCAGCUUAAACUGCUCCCAUUGCCAACAAGUUACAGUACUACUUCAACAUAUCAAAAUGCUGUACAUGUAUGAUAGCUUAGAAUACAGUUUUAGUUUGCUAAGAACUAAAGAACUUGAAGAUUCUUCCUUUAGCUUACAGCUAAUGAGGUUUUAAGGCUAAAUUAACUAGGUAGUUUUCUUGUAACAAAAAAUCCAAAGAAUAUUAUUUGCACUCCAUGUGAAGGCAAUAUAAAUGUGUAUGUGCUGUUGCUGUGAGACGUAUGGAGAAUAUCAUGGGAUGAUGCCUAUUUGCCGCUGUAAAUGCGUGCGAGUGUGUGUGCUUGCUCUGUCUCACUUCAAAUCCAGUAGCUCAAAGAGACUGAAUGUAUAUGCAGUGAGUUUUUAGCCCACUAAUGCCGUUAGGAUAACUGACUCACUGUUUACACAUAUUCAUGGUGCACUGUGAUUAUAGAAAUCUUUUAAAAUUAAAUCAUCUGCAUUGGACCUGUGCUCUUAGCAUAGUUAACACUGGUUUGUCCACCAAGAAAGAAAAACUUUUAACUUGUUGGUCGUUAUACUGGAUUUGCAACAUUUUUAUCAACAUUUCUUCCUUUUUUUGGCGGGAGGGGGAUUAUACAAAACACAGCAUGAGUGGCAGAAUAAAAGUGAGGAAAAAUAAGGCAGUUAAAGCAGCUUUGUUUCAGCUUAACAGUAUGUGGCGAUCACAGGACUAAAUAAUCGAGUAGUGGCGCGACCUUAAUUUGCUACAUGAUGCAAUGAAGUAAAAAUGAUAAGGUGGUGACCUGAUGGGAGAUGGCUUUACUCAUACAACCCUAUUUUAAAAAAAAAAAAAAAAACCAUUUAAAAAAUCUAAGCAGUAGCAGCAUGCUUCCCAGAAAGCCUAGUCCAACACUAAAAGAAAAAUGCAGUUUAGUCCAGUACUAGGUAUAAUGCAUGUCUGGGAAUCUUUAUUUAAAUACAACAAAAAGAGCACUACUAUUUGUUUAUGUUUUUAUUGAGAAGUAGAAUAAAAACUUCACCAUCUUCCAAUGUGUAUGAAGAAGGCAAGAAGACAACUCCAGGAGCAUAAUGUAGAAAACAACUUUGUUGCUAACCCGUGGACUUUAUUUUAUGACCUCAAGCUAAAGUGUCACACUGCAGGAAUAAAGUUGCUUAAUAUUUAACUGCAGCUGGACGUUUGUCUUUUUUGUAACUUGUAUUUGGUGGAGCUUUUUUUUCUUUUUUUGGAAAUGGGGUUGUAAAGUGUGAUUUAGACUCUGGCAUAACUGACUUUGCAACCGGGAACUCCUAAUCCCUACACCGCAACCUUUGACGCCAUUCAAGUCAAAAAAGAUCACCAGUAAGUUUGUGUCCUGUCCUCUGACAUAAAGAGAAGAACAGCACUGAAAUACAAAGGAGAUCCUUCUUGAACAUUUAAAUGUUUUUUUUUAAAAUCAUGUUUCUUCACGUGACUGUAGCCUCUACUCUGCCUCCAACGAUCUUAACUCUCACUCUGUACAAUGAGAAAUCUUGCUCUCCUUGACAAUAAAUUACUUUAUCCUGUG
Messenger RNA from Neolamprologus brichardi, 3557 nucleotides. NCBI's taxonomy places the organism in Eukaryota, Metazoa, Chordata, Actinopteri, Cichliformes, Cichlidae. The record is from RefSeq and is a predicted model, not a curated record.